Diabrotica virgifera virgifera (western corn rootworm) is the source of this 8428-nucleotide messenger RNA. Its product is annotated as BAG domain-containing protein Samui. The coding region runs from base 294 to 2267 and encodes 657 amino acids. The record is from RefSeq and is a predicted model, not a curated record. NCBI's taxonomy places the organism in Eukaryota, Metazoa, Arthropoda, Insecta, Coleoptera, Chrysomelidae. Gene Ontology annotation, molecular function: adenyl-nucleotide exchange factor activity; protein-folding chaperone binding. Gene Ontology annotation, biological process: protein stabilization. Gene Ontology annotation, cellular component: cytoplasm; nucleus; cytosol. The transcript has 2 exons.
UUCUUCCAAAAUGAAACCAGUUUUAUUCAAAACAUUUUUGCUGUUUUUGUAAUGUUUUCAUUAAAUCUUGUUCCUCAGUUAGAUGAAAUAAGUAAAGACAUACUUUCAUAAUGCUGUGCAAUUUUAACUUGAACUUGGAUGGAAAAUAUUUUUAGACGGUGUGUGGUUAUUCCAGAGCAUUGUGUAAACUGUUAUAUUUAGGAACCUUCCAGAUGAUUCUGUAGCGAAAAUAGUCAGAUUGAAAUUGAACAUUUUUACUCUUUUACUUUGUGAAAUUGAAUUGACUUUUGAAGAUGUCUUUUCCUAGAUCUCAUUUUACUGAUAAGUUUGACGCCGAUUCUGCCAGAGAUAACUUUCCAUUUAAUAGGAAUGCCAAUAGGGACGACUAUUUUAAAUCCACACUUGACAAUUUGGCAAAACGUCAUCCGGAAUUAGCCGAGCAUUUUCAAGAUAUAAAUCAGCGUCCCAGGUCCAGAAGUAGACCGGCAGAGGAGCUUAAAAGUCGAUUUAGAAGACCUUUCGGUGACAAGUUUCCGUUUGAUGACGAAGACGAUUUCGAUAUAGACCCUUCAAAAUACACUCAACAUUUUUAUCCGCAAGAGUUUGAUCAGCCAGACGGUAGAUAUCCACAAACCAGUUUUUAUCAAGAAACUCCCAGAGAAGGCAAAAGUAGUUCUGCUUAUCCGCAAGCAAAUCAAGCUGAAGCUACCCCUGACCCUUCACAAUACACCCAGAAUUUUUAUCCUCAAGAGUUUGAUCAACCAGACGGUAGAUAUCUACAAACCCGUUAUUAUCAAGAAACUCCCAGAGAAGGCCAAAGCAGUUCCGCUUAUCCGCAAGCAAAUCAAGCUGAAGCUACUCCAUCUCCACAGCCAACUCAUCCACAACCAUCCCCACAAACUGAAACAACUGUCCGCCCUCCGCAAAAACCGUGUCCUCAGGAAAAAGAAAGGCCUGGUAUUCAACAAAGUAAUACGGUUGAUUUAGGUCAGAGGCAGGAACCAAUUGAUGACAGAAAUCAAAGAUCUAUGUCAGCACCACCCGUUGGAGAAUCAAAGAAAAGAUAUACUUCUAGCAUAAAUAUUCCAGUUAACGUACCUUCCGAAAACAUGUCUCAAAGUCAACAACCAGAGCAGAAAUCAAAUGAAAGGAUUAUUCCUAUUCAAGUAGAGGGAGUGGAUGGACCAGUCUUCCCAAAAAAUCCUAACAUACCUCCCCCACAGUCGCAUCCCAUGCCAGACAGAUUUGGACAUCGACCAGAACCUUUUCCAAGAGGUUUUCAAGAUGAACAUUUCACUCGGCAAAAUAUACCUCAUAAUUUCCAGCAGUACCAUCCACAACAUCCAUCACAACCACAAUAUUAUCAACAUCCUAAAGAAGAUAUUCCUAUUCCUGUACAAAGAGAAAACUUUGAGAGGAAGCAACAACCUCAGCAGCAUCAACAACAGCAGCAUCAACAAGAGCCGCAACAGCAGCAGCACCACCAACAACAGCAGCAGCACCAUCAACAACCGCAGCAUCAUCAACAGCCGCAGCACCACCAACAGCCGCAGCAUCAUCAACAGCCGCAGCACCAUCAACAGCCGCAGCACCAUCAACAGCCGCAGCAACCUUACCAACAACCUCCACCUUCCCAACAACAGCAACCAAUACCACAAGCAACGGAAGAGGAAGAAGCUAAACCUGCUUCUCAGGAUCGCAAACCUACUCCCAUAGAGCAAAUUCAAGAAAUCCAAAAGGAUGUUUCCAGUUUAAUGGAACAGGUUGAAAAGUUUGCAGGGAAAUCUAGAGAUAAGCAGUAUCUAUAUUUAGACGAAAUGUUGACUAGAAAUCUAAUUAAAUUAGAUAAUAUAGAUACUCAAGGACAAGACACUAUCCGUCAGGCCAGAAAAGAAGCGAUUAAAUGUAUACAGCAAGCUAUUGCUCUAUUAGAAAGUAAAGCGUCGAAGGAAGAAAAAAUGGAUGUAGAUCAAAAAGUUGCUGGUGGGGAAACAAAAGAGACCAACAAACCAGAAGAAAAAAGCGAAGUAUCAAACGAACAAAAGAAUGUCGAGGAAACUAAAAAUAUGGAAGUUACUGAGAACUCUCAACCUGACCAGUUACCAGUGAAUCCUACCAGUGAAUCGGAAACUAACGCAUCUGCUAAAGAAGAAACAGCUGCCCCAGUUUCCAAAGAAUCUGCUGUUGCCGAAGUAGCUUCAGUAGAUAAUAAAGAAAGCAAAGAUGCAGCAGAGAGCGACAAGGAAAAAAAGGGAAAGAAAACAUAAUGUAAUAUAUUUUAAACAUUUCUAUAGGCAGUAUAAUACUAGUCAGUAGUACAACUCAAAAUGGUUUUGGUAAUAUAGACCAGUCAUCAGCGGUAAAAAACUGUAAAAAACCCGUGGAAUUUUGAGAAUCAACACCGAUUUUAAUGAAAAUUUUUAUUUAAGCUCGGUUGACCCUCUUCUUCAAAAUCUACCCCAUGCCGAAACGGGCUUUUGUCCUGGGGGUAAAAAUAACUCCAUCUAGGGGAUAACAAUUUUUUCAAUCAAAAUAACUGCGGAAGUCGAUAGAUUGACCAACUUUCAAAUUGCACCACAUUCGAGUUAUUUGAGAUUGAAGGUUCUCCAUUUCGAGGUUCUUCGAAAAUAACUCCUUUAAAGAGCAAUAACUCCGUCGUUAUUGGAUUUACCUAGGUCUUUCCGACGCGAAUUUCUUUGUUUUUUUAUUAGCUACAUUUUUUUUAUAAAGAUUUUUUCUAUAAAAUUAAAAGUUAUUCGUGAAAAACAGUUAUAAAACGUGAGUUUUUUCAAUGAAAAAUGCAUAGUUUCAAUCGCAAAUAACUUGGAAAGUAUCAACUUUGCAAAAAAAAUUUAUAGAACAAAAUUUACUCAGAAUUGGUCAGUUUAUCGACUUCCAUAGUUAUUUUGAUUGAGAAAAAAUUUCAUCCCCUAGAUGUUUUCACCCCCAUAACAAAAGCCCGCUUCGGCGUAGGGUAGAUUUUGACAAAGGUUAUAAAUACUACCUAAAUUCAAAUUUUCAAGGAAAUCGACCUUGUUUCUCAAAAUUCCACGAGAAAGUGGCUGUUGAUUUGACUAAUAUUGCGCAGAGUUUUUUUACCAAAACUGUAAACAUUUCGUCCAUUUUGUACUUUGGUUCUCUUUUGAAAUACUCUUGGAACCAAUUAGAUUUUCUUUUUUAUUUUAAUGAAUCUCCUUAGUAUAUUAUGUCUUAUUCUUAAUAAUCUCUUAUAUCAAAAAAGUUAGAUUAAUGUUCUUAUAAUAUCUAGUUCUUGGCUUAAUAUUGCUAGUAUUUUAUGUUUAAUAUAUUCAUUGCGAUUUUUUAAAUAACGCUACAACUUUUCUACAAGGAAACUGCCUAAAUAUUGGCAAUUAUAGGUUAAAUUUAGUCGAUUUUAGUAAUUUUAAACAGUCUUAUCAUGGAAAUAACCGAAAGGCAUUUCCAUAAUUUCAUUUAUAUCUUACCAAGAAAACGUAAUUUCAGAACUGCAUCCUGGCAAGAAAAAUAAUUAUCAAUUAUUCACAUUUGUAACUAAGGCAGGGUCUUUAAUAAACGCCGUACGUGACUAGCAUUACGCCAUACGUGGAGUCUGUAUGCUUUAUAUUAUGUAUAAUAAAUAGAGAGCGGAAUAUAUGCAACACAACAUUACCAAAAUAUGCGCAUAUAUAUGCAUUACUUUUACUACAAAUAUGCAGGUAUUUUUUCUAAAUUUGUCUAAAUAUGCAAAUCGAUGGCUUAACUUCCAAAUCGGCUAACUCCAUUUUAUCGGUAAGUAGUUUUAAUGAAAUAAUAUAACUUUUGUGAGAAAUAUCAUAGUUAUAACAUAAUAUGUUGAGGAUGGAGUUGUCCAUUAUUAACGUAACUAUUUACUAUGUGAAUUGAGGAGUUACCCAAUAUACCAAUUCUGUGAUUUUAAGAAGUUUUGUUGUGUUCCUGUAAAGUUUUAAAAAACGGAGUUAGCCGCUGUGCAAGUUAAGCCAUCGAAAUGCAUAUUAAAAGUCCUCAAAAAUAAAACAAUAUAUUAAAUAUAAACAUUUAUAAAAUAAAAAUGUAUACCAUUUUUAUUCAGUUGCAAUGCGAAGGCAAAACAAUCUUACUUUUCAGUUAGAAUACGGAGUGCAGUCCAGUCCCUUGAAUCGCGAUUUUCGGCUCUUAAUGGAGCCUCAUCGGAAAGAACGUAGGCACUGUUCUCCAUAUUUUAACUGAUUCGCAUCGAGAGCUUUUCCCACCCAUUGCAACUGAAGUGAUGAUAGUAGGUGGCUAGCGCCAUAUGGCAUUGAAAGACGAAGUAGUUUUCAAUCCUAAUAGUAAAUUAUUAAUAUUGAAAAUAUUAAAAAUAUUACUAAAAGAUUUUUAAAUUGAAAACUUAUUAAACAUUUAUGUUUAAAAAAUUCAACCUACAUUUAUGUUUAAUACAUAUUUAUUUUUCACAUAAAAACAAAUGAAAUGACACACAAAAACUGAUAUUAUAAUUAAAUUAAGAAUCUAAAUUAUAGUAUGAAUUUAUAAUCAAAUAUUUUUCAAAAUUUUCAACUAGCAACUUUUGCCUUCUAUCACUAAAAACGUGUUUGGACACAGAAAAAGUUCGUUCUACAUCUAUUGAUGUUAUAGGACAAUAUUUUAAUUUAGGCAGUAAACUAAUUUGCCAAGUCGUAAGAUCUUCAGAAAAGUUGCCUUCAAAAAUACGUACAACUUUCCUCAAACAAUCGAAGCCCUCAUUUUUUUCUAAAACAUUUUUUAAUUUAUUUCUAAUUGCAAUCCCUGUAUUUCCGGGAAUUUUUUGACAAUGAGCAGAAAAAGUGUUAACAAGAUUAACCGAAUCACUUAAUUGUAAAUUCCUUUAAAAAUUCCUCAUUUAAAAAAUAAAAUGUGAAAAUGAAUGUAACUUACGAUUUUGGAACAGGCCUUGCAAAAUACUUUGUCUCCACUUAGCUUUAACUCGGGAAAACACUUUAUCCAAGCACUUUUUUGAAUGGUAGACAUAUUUAAAUUUAAUAUAUACCAAUCACUUCAAAAACACUAAAUACGAUACAACGUUUACUUUAAACAAAUGUUGGCCGGAAACUGACAAAAUAAAUAUUAGACCCUUAAAAGCAGGUAGGUACCUACGACUUGCUACGCUAAUAAAAUAAUAUUUUUCUGGGAACACCCAUAAUUGUUAAAUUCAGGCAGUAAUGGGAAAGUCCAGAUAGAUAAUAAUGAGCGAUAGAUAGAUAAAUAAUGAGCUCGUUCAUAUCGAAGUUAUAAAAUUCCAACUAAGAGGAAAAUUUUAAACUUUUAUAUAAUUUAUUUUUAAAAUAUGCAAAAUAAAUCGUGUUUAGCUUAAAUAUGCAAUGUUGUGUUUGCAAUAUGCAUCUAUAUGCACUUUGCAUAUAUUCCGCUCUCUAAUAAUAAAUAAUGGUUGCGGUCUCUUACAAGCAUAUAGACGCGACGUAACGCUAUACGCGGCGUACGGCUUCUGGAGACCACCGCCUUAUAUUCGAAAUCCUCUUAUAGAGGGUGUUCAAAAUUCGCUCCACAGUAAUAUAAGUAGUGAAACCCAAUGAAAUAUAUUCGAUGUAGAAAUUUAUUCAAUCAUUUUAAGACUUAAAAAAAUUUUUUUUGAAAAACAAUUCACCGUCGGUUCUUGGACGAUUUUAAACAAUUGCUUUCGCUGCACUCCACAAAAAGUUAGUCAGUGAUAGUUCAGAGUCCUUGUUCAAUUAUGCUAUCGCCAAAGUCAUAUGCAGACAGUGUCAUUGGUUAUGAGCAGUUGCACCUUCUUGUUUAGAUGAAGUGGUUCCACAUAAAUAUGUAAUUGAUUUACAGUGAUCCACAAUAACUCCACAGUAUAUAUUUAGGUACCGUACCUGGAUAAAUAGAAAGACGCUUUAUGUAUGGCAAACGUUUCAUUACGAAUAUCCAUUCCAUUUUGUUGAAUGAAAUUAUUGAGCCAUUCACUCUACUGCAUUCUUUUGCCGUGAUCAGUAAGUUUUUAUUCUUACACGACUGUCACUUUUUGGGAAUAGUUACUAUAUUUUCCUAUAUACAGCAGUGUGGGAUAUUCCAACACUAACAACAGUGUCCUGCACGAUUUUUAUCAUUGACUUAUUUGGACUUAGGACCACCAAUUAUUCUUGCGUACAUCUGCUCGUAUUUCUAAAUGUAUCAUCAGUCAAAUCUUGCACUGAGUUUAUGUAUUUUACCAGUGCUAAAACGAACAAAACCAAGGAACUAACAUGAAUUUUUCGCGUUAAUGUGUAAACAUCAGGAAAUACUGACUGGCUGAGAAACGAAACUGUGCUACUGCGGAGCGACUUUUUGAAUGCACUGUAGAACACUAAAUAUUUGUUUUGAUUCUUCUUUAGUCUUAAAAAAAUUUCAAGGGAAUGCAAUUCAGGUUGUUGCAGAAUGCAAAAGAAAGAUUAGAAAUGUCAAUUGAGAAGGUGCGUUUAUCUUUACAGUAUUAAGUUCAUUUUAAUUCAAUGUAUUCACUGUAUUCGAUGGUAUUUUCUUCUCGUCCAUAUAGCAAAACUAGCGUUUUGUUCUGCAGAAUGCAUUACUGUUAAUCAAGAGAAACGUUCAAAUUAAAAAAUUGUUUUCCAAAUAUGUUUUAAAACUCGAGUAAUAUUAAUUUCUUUUUCAUGUCUUAGCCCUUGGACCUUUUUUUGUCAGAUUUGAAGGCUGAAAAUUAUAAAUGUUUUCCCAUAGUAUGCACACGAAAUCAAAAUAAUAAAGAUCCAUGACAAUAUAUCUGACAACUUAUAACAAAUGUUUCCAGUUUGGCUAUGGUUUGUAGGAAGUCGUUAUUCUCUUGUAAGUUAUGUAUUAUGUAAAUGAUCUUGCCAAGAUAGGUCCACAUGUCGAAAUCUCCAAGUAAUUUAGUUAACUAACUUUUUAUUUUAAAAUGUAUAUCCCAUUAAUAUAUCAGACGUAAUAUUUCAGACCUCGAGUGGAUGCAGAUAUACCAAUAUUGAGUUCCUUAUCACAAAUCAUGGGAAACAUUUAAGACAACUAAAUACUCAGUCUGCUCUUUCCAGAAUAUCUUUAUUUGCAGAGCUAAAAUGUUUUUACACUUUGACAUUAUUCCUAACACGUCGCACUUUUGGUAAAACACUGACACAAGUCCAAAUUUUUCAGAAAUUGAGUUAUCAACACUACGAUAUUCCUAACAGUCCUAACACCCAUAUUUGUCUGGGGAAACAAAGUCAGAAUUGUAACUCUUCCCUAUUGAGCUAGAUGACGAGUAUAUCGUUGAAUUUCCGUUUUAUCUGCUCUAUUGGUGCAACAAAGUCAGAUUGUCAGUUGUGCGUGAUACGACAUUAAUAUGCAAUGAUAAAAUUAUGAAAUUUUCGGAGAAACAAUGAUAUAUUUGCUAGUUUUUGGAGAAACAAUAACAUAUUUGCUCCUAAUUCAGGAGGCUCUAAGAGGGGAUGUUUAAGAAAAAUCCUAAAAAACUUUAUAUAUUAUAGUAUCCGGUAAUAACUAAAACCGUGGACAAUAAAUUUCUACUUUAUCGUGUAAUUUGCAUCUCAUUUUUGGCCUUAACUAACUUUUAAAACUUCAUAUGCGUUUUCUCAACAAUUAACUUUGCACUUAAGUAUUUGUUUUCCCAAAUCGUGUCCCAAUGUUAUUAUCAGUUUUAAUUUUGGAGGGUAUGAUAUUCAUUCUUUAGAAUCCUGUUUCUUACCGAAUACUUGCUAAUUCCUUUUUCCAAGUGAUUUUAAAUUAAUUCCGCGCUUAAAUGCUGUAGAAAAAUAGACAAAUGUGCACUUUUUCAAACAGUUAUCAUGUGCAAAAUACGUCUUUCAUGCCGCGAUUGCCCUGAAAACUGUGACAGUUACAUACAGUUGAGUCCGCGAGUCUUUACCCGUGCGUAAUCAUUUAAAGCAUACGAAACAAGUCGAUGAUAAAACGGAAAUUGAAAUUUACUAAACGCAACAGCAAGCGACAGUAAGUCACUAGUUUGUUGCGUUUAGUAAAUUUCAAUUUCCGACUUAUCAUCGACUUAUUUCCUAUGUUUUAAAUGAUGACGCACGGGUAAAGACUCGCGGACUCAACUGUAAACAUUAAAUUGAGUAGGAUUAUUCACUAACAUUUGGAAUUGAGAGACUGAGCAUAAAUAUGGUAUAUCGUUGGAGUUACCUACUGAUGACGUAUUAUGUUGUGACAAAUGCUUUGUAUUAACAACAGUAAUGCUUUCACGAAAUAUUUUACUACAUAUUUAGUGAGACUGAAUUACUUUGUAGCUCUAACUACAUUAUAUUUACAGUCAGUUUGAAUUCGUAUAAUUUUAACAUCAUUGUACAUAAUUUUAUUCUAGGGACAGCACAUUGACUGUGAUUGUUUAGAUUUCUUGUGUUUUAAUUUUUUGCCUUUGUAUAUAAAUUGUACAACUAUUUAAGAUUGUACUCAUUAACUUGUUAAUAAAAAGUUGAUUUUUCCUAAA